This is a messenger RNA of Amborella trichopoda, 991 nucleotides long. Its product is annotated as NDR1/HIN1-like protein 26. Lineage: Eukaryota; Viridiplantae; Streptophyta; Magnoliopsida; Amborellales; Amborellaceae. The record is from RefSeq and is a predicted model, not a curated record. Gene Ontology annotation, biological process: defense response to other organism. Gene Ontology annotation, cellular component: plasmodesma; plasma membrane.
CCAGCACUCUCUCUCUCUCCUCCAUUCAAUCCACCCACCAUCUCUCUCUCUCCCCCCUUUAUAUCUACCAACACUCAUUCACUCUCUUGCCCAAUCUCUAGUCCUACACUCCUCUCUUUCUCUCUCUCCACCCAUCUUCACCAUAAUGUCAGUAAAGAAGUGUGAGAACUAUAGAAUCCAUCAUGAAAAACCAUACAAGAAGCUAGUUGUCAUCUUGAGUACACUUGUUCUAUCAUUUCUCUCCAUAAUUUUCAUAGUCUGGCUCAUACUCAAGCCAUCCAAGCCCAGAUUCUCUGUACAAGACAUCUCUAUCUAUCAGCUAAACAUCUCUUCCCCUGACCUCUUAACCUCUACCAUCCAAGUCACUGUUGUCUCUAAGAACCCAAACCAAAGGGUUGGUGUUUACUAUGAUAAUCUCAAGGCCUCUGCUUCCUAUAAGGGGCAACAGAUCACCGAGAACGCGGCUCUUCCUGCCUUUUAUCAAGGCCAUGACGACACCAACGUCCUCUCUUCAUGGCUUUCGGGACGAUCGGUGCCCAUGGCUCCAGCCUUAAGUUAUAACCUUGGCAUGGAUAAGUCAUCUGGUAAGCUUCUUCUUAGUGUUAAGCUCGAUGGGCGGCUGAGAUGGAAAGUUGGGAGCUGGAUAUCCGGCUAUUAUCACCUUGAUAUCGAUUGUUAUUCUGUUCUGGUUUUUCCUUCCGGUUCGGUUUCGGGGCCGGCCAGAGUGCAGCAGGGUGGUAGGUGCAGUACUAAUGUCUGAGGUUUGGGGAGAGAGAAAGUCAUGUUUUAGGUAGAUGUAGUUCCUUGCUUAUAGUUGGAGCUUGUAGUAUGCCUGGUUUUCUCUGUCUAAGCUUCCUCUUUUUCUAUGUAAAUUGCUAUUAGAAUGAUGGGUUUUGAUGAAUGAUGUGUUUAGAUGAGUAUGGAGGGGAGAGAGCAAGAAGUUUGAUAGUGAAAAUAAGAAAAGAUAAAAUAAAAAAUAUAGUUCAGCAAA